Molecule: messenger RNA, 2927 nt
Organism: Perognathus longimembris pacificus (Pacific pocket mouse)
Lineage: Eukaryota; Metazoa; Chordata; Mammalia; Rodentia; Heteromyidae
Gene: Mta3
Product: metastasis associated 1 family member 3
Exons: 17
Coding region: 90-2147 (685 amino acids)
Biological process (GO): negative regulation of transcription by RNA polymerase II
Cellular component (GO): nucleoplasm; NuRD complex
Molecular function (GO): transcription corepressor activity; sequence-specific DNA binding; chromatin binding
Source: RefSeq, a predicted model, not a curated record
CCAAGCGGCGGCGGCGGCGGCGGUGGCGGCGGCGGGCGGGGCUCGCUCGGCUCCGGCUCCGCUUGGGCUCCGCGGGCGGGCGGGCGGACAUGGCGGCCAACAUGUAUCGGGUCGGAGAUUAUGUGUACUUUGAGAAUUCUUCCAGUAACCCGUACCUAAUCAGAAGAAUAGAAGAACUUAAUAAGACUGCAAGUGGCAACGUGGAAGCAAAAGUAGUGUGCUUUUAUAGACGACGAGAUAUUUCCAACACGCUUAUAAUGCUUGCGGACAAGCAUGCUAAAGAAAUUGAGGAAGAAUCUGAAACAACAGUUGAAGCUGACUUGACUGAUAAACAGAAACAUCAGUUGAAACAUAGGGAACUCUUUUUGUCACGUCAGUAUGAAUCUCUGCCUGCAACACACAUCAGGGGAAAAUGCAGUGUUGCUCUACUGAAUGAGACAGAAUCAGUACUGUCAUAUCUUGAAAAAGAGGAUGCCUUUUUCUACUCAUUGGUCUAUGACCCCUCAGUGAAAACAUUGUUAGCUGACAAAGGUGAAAUCAGAGUGGGCCCUAGAUAUCAAGCAGAUAUUCCAGAAAUGCUCUUAGAAGGAGACUCAGAUGAGAGGGAACAGUCAAAAUUGGAAGUUAAAGUAUGGGAUCCGAAUAGUCCACUCACCGAUCGACAGAUUGACCAGUUUUUAGUUGUAGCUCGUGCUGUUGGGACAUUUGCUCGUGCCCUUGACUGUAGCAGUUCAGUAAGACAACCUAGCUUGCACAUGAGCGCAGCUGCAGCUUCCCGAGACAUCACCUUGUUUCAUGCUAUGGACACAUUAUAUAAACAUGGCUACGAUCUGAGUAGUGCAAUUAGUGUCUUAGUACCACUUGGAGGACCAGUUUUAUGCAGAGAUGAAAUGGAAGAAUGGUCAGCCUCUGAAGCUAGUUUAUUUGAAGAAGCACUGGAAAAGUAUGGGAAAGACUUCAAUGACAUUCGUCAAGACUUCCUUCCUUGGAAGUCAUUGACAAGCAUCAUUGAGUAUUACUACAUGUGGAAAACUACUGAUAGAUAUGUGCAGCAGAAACGCCUAAAAGCAGCUGAAGCUGAGAGUAAACUGAAACAAGUAUAUAUCCCAACUUACAGCAAACCAAAUCCUAACCAAAUAUCUACCACCAAUGGCAAGCUUGGUGCUGUGAAUGGAGCUGUGGGGACCACGUUCCAGCCCCAGAAUCCCCUCUUAGGGCGAGCCUGUGAGAGCUGCUAUGCUACACAGUCUCACCAGUGGUAUUCUUGGGGGCCACCUAAUAUGCAAUGUAGAUUAUGUGCAUCUUGUUGGCUGUAUUGGAAAAAAUAUGGAGGCCUGAAAAUGCCCACCCAGUCAGAAGAAGAGAAGUUAUCUCCUAGCCCAACUGCAGAGGACCCCCGUGUUAGAAGUCACCUGUCCCGGCAGGCCAUGCAAGGGAUGCCCGUCCGGAACACCGGGAGCCCCAAGUCUUCAGUGAAGACACGCCAAGCUUUCUUUCUUCAUACUACAUAUUUCACAAAAUUUGCUCGUCAGGUCUGCAAAAAUACCCUCCGGUUGAGGCAGGCAGCAAGACGGCCAUUUGUUGCUAUUAAUUAUGCUGCCAUUAGGGCAGAAUAUGCAGACAGACAUGCCGAACUAUCUGGAAGCCCACUGAAAAGCAAGAGCACUAGGAAACCAUUGGCAUGUAUCAUUGGGUAUUUAGAAAUUCAUCCUGCAAAGAAGCCUAAUAUAAUUCGAUCUACACCAAGCCUGCAAACCCCAACUACCAAAAGGAUGCUAACCACUCCAAAUCACACCUCUUUGAGCAUUCUUGGAAAAAGAAACUACAGUCAUCACAAUGGCCUGGAUGAGCACUCACCGGAGCAUGCCUCAGUGCUCACUCCAGCUGCCCAGGAGAGCUCUUUCCCAUGGUACCAGUGUGCACCGUCUGUCUGUGAGGAGAUGCCAUCUACUAUGGGUUUGUAUCGUGUUUCCAAUAAAUUUCUGGAAAUCAUAUCUUGCUUUAUGCUGUCCUUCAUUGGGAUGGUGGUCAGCUAUGAGGUUCUGCAUACACAGCUCAACUCAAGUGCUGCUUGCUCCGCCUACUUACAGGACCACCAGCCUUUCUCCUGGGCUGGAGAAACUGAGAUCUCCUGUGUCACAUCCUGAAGAAGUGGAAGUUUUGAGAUGCUCUAUCACCCAAAUAGAUGGUCUUUGACACCCACCCCCCAACCCUUAGGCCUGAGGGUGUAAGCAGAAACAGGCAGACCUUGCCCAUUAUCUGACCGCCAAGGCCAUUCAUGCACAGCCGUGGCCAAUACAGUUCCCCAUGACACCAGCUAGGGAGCCGGAGAUGCAAAAGGAGGUGCUGUAUCCCCGCAUGGGGCUCCCUGUCAGACACCCUUGCUAGAGGGGUCUGCUGGGUUCUGUGAGAGUUCAAGAAACAAAAAGACAGUGGAUUUCAAGAGUUACCAUGGAAAAGCAUGAUAUUGACCUAGGGAUGUUACUGGAGAAGAGAAAAUGGGAUUAAGGCUGUAAGGUUAUAUUUGUAUGUAUAGGAAUAAUGGGAUCAAGGAAUGUUCUGUGGGAGCACAGGACCCCUAUGAUGCUGUGUAGCUCCCGUGUCAUCCCAAAUCAGUGAUCCCACCAUCUUUCUGGAAGCUCCUCCUUAACUCAAUGUGACAUUAUACCUUCACAGAGGGUCAUCAGCCUUGAAUUUUGGGCCAAGACUUUGUUUUUAUGGCUUCCUAAUGGGAGGUCGAGCUGUCUCUCACCUCCUAAGCCUUCACUCCUCCAUUCCCAAGCCAGGCCUUCUAAGAACUCUAUCAGCUUUCUUCACUCUGCCCUAACCCUGCUGAGAUGAUAAUGCCAUUCCCCAGCCCAAGGAGGAGUCCUUUCACCUCUCAAGGGCAGACCCUCCUGGCAUCCACCCAUUCACCUCUUCAGGGU